Rattus norvegicus (Norway rat) is the source of this 3763-nucleotide messenger RNA. NCBI's taxonomy places the organism in Eukaryota, Metazoa, Chordata, Mammalia, Rodentia, Muridae. The record is from RefSeq and is a predicted model, not a curated record.
UUACGCCUAGCCGGAAGCCAGCGAUUUUCAACCCUUGCCGCCAGCAGUAAUAGAUGCCCCGGUCACUCAGCUGGGUGAAGCGGAUGUGGAGAUGGUUGCCGUGGUCGAUGAAAACCCUCAUGGAUCUGUUCACACCUUUUAGCCCCUCGAUCUGUUAGAACGAACACCUUAGAGGAUCGCCCAGCCAACAGCGGUUGUUGCCUAGCAACGGCGCCACUAGCCCGCCCACGUGACCAGCCCGAAGGCCCUCCCUUCGGGCUGUCCCAAGGCGCCUGAUCAGAUCCGAGACUCCUCCGACCGUGCGUUUUUCUGAAACAGUUCACGCUUCGUUUUGAGGAUCAACAAAUUGGCUUUUCCAGUUUCUGUCUCCAAGCCAAAAUUCCUCGAAGCUGCUCCUCAGGCAGAGGGCUGUCCUGCGAGGCGAGGCGAUCCGGCGACGCGCUCGGGGUCCUUCCUGGCGACGGGCGCCGGCGUUGUCGCGGCGUGCGGCGGAAGCGCGGGCUCAGGCGGCGGACUAGUGGCCCUCGGCUGAUCAGGCGGCGGCAUCAUGGAUACUGACUUGUAUGAUGAAUUUGGGAAUUAUAUCGGACCAGAGCUUGAUUCUGAUGAAGAUGACGAUGAACUGGGAAGAGAGACAAAAGAUCUUGAUGAGAUGGAUGAGGAUGAGGACGAGGAUGAUGUGGGCGAGCACGAUGAUGACCACCCUGGGAUGGAGGUGGUGCUACAUGAGGACAAGAAGUACUACCCUACAGCCGAGGAGGUGUAUGGCCCUGAGGUGGAGACCAUAGUCCAGGAGGAGGACACCCAGCCCCUCACAGAGCCUAUUAUAAAGCCAGUGAAAACCAAGAAAUUCACUCUGAUGGAGCAGACAUUACCUGUCACGGUGUAUGAGAUGGAUUUCUUAGCAGAUCUGAUGGACAACUCUGAGCUCAUCCGAAAUGUGACCUUGUGUGGCCAUCUCCACCAUGGCAAGACCUGUUUUGUAGAUUGUUUAAUAGAACAGACGCAUCCGGAAAUCAGAAAGCGCUAUGAUCAAGAUCUAUGCUAUACUGACAUCCUCUUCACAGAACAAGAGAGAGGCGUCGGCAUCAAGAGUACUCCUGUGACGGUGGUGCUGCCGGACACCAAAGGGAAGUCUUACCUCUUCAACAUCAUGGACACACCAGGUCAUGUGAAUUUUUCUGAUGAGGUCACAGCUGGCUUGCGCAUCUCAGAUGGAGUGGUCCUUUUCAUUGACGCUGCUGAGGGGGUGAUGCUGAACACGGAGCGGCUGAUCAAACACGCAGUGCAGGAAAGGCUGGCAGUCACCGUGUGUAUCAACAAAAUCGACCGGCUGAUCUUGGAGCUGAAGCUGCCUCCCACAGAUGCUUAUUACAAGCUACGGCACAUUGUGGAUGAGGUCAAUGGCUUAAUAAGCAUGUAUUCCACCGACGAGAACCUGAUCCUUUCCCCGCUCCUGGGCAACGUCUGCUUCUCCAGUUCCCAGUACAGCAUCUGCUUCACACUGGGCUCCUUUGCCAAGAUCUAUGCUGACACCUUUGGUGACAUUAAUUACCAGGAAUUUGCUAAAAGACUCUGGGGUGACAUCUACUUCAAUCCUAAGACGAGAAAGUUCACAAAAAAGGCUCCAAGCAGCAGCUCCCAGAGGAGCUUCGUGGAGUUCAUCUUGGAGCCUCUCUAUAAGAUCCUGGCACAGGUGGUGGGUGAUGUGGACACCAGCCUGCCAAGGACACUGGACGAGCUCGGCAUCCACCUGACCAAGGAAGAACUGAAGCUAAACAUCCGCCCCCUGCUCAGGCUGGUCUGCAAAAAGUUCUUCGGCGAGUUCACCGGCUUUGUGGACAUGUGUGUGCAGCACAUUCCAUCUCCAAAGGUGGGCGCCAAACCCAAGAUCGAGCAUACCUACACUGGCGGCGUGGACUCUGACCUUGGCGAGGCCAUGAGUGACUGUGACCCGGAUGGUCCCCUGAUGUGCCAUACUACUAAGAUGUACAGCACAGAUGAUGGAGUUCAGUUUCACGCCUUUGGCCGGGUCCUGAGUGGCACCAUCCAUGCUGGGCAGCCUGUAAAGGUGCUGGGGGAGAACUACACUCUGGAAGACGAAGAAGAUUCCCAGAUAUGCACUGUGGGCCGCCUUUGGAUCUCCGUCGCCAGGUACCACAUUGAGGUGAAUCGUGUUCCUGCUGGCAACUGGGUUCUGAUAGAAGGUGUUGAUCAGCCAAUUGUGAAGACAGCAACCAUAACUGAACCCCGAGGCAAUGAGGAGGCUCAGAUUUUCCGACCCUUGAAAUUCAAUACCACAUCUGUUAUCAAGAUUGCUGUGGAGCCAGUCAACCCCUCAGAGCUGCCCAAAAUGCUUGAUGGCCUGCGCAAGGUCAACAAGAGCUACCCGUCUCUUACCACCAAGGUGGAAGAGUCUGGUGAGCACGUGAUCCUGGGCACUGGGGAGCUCUACCUGGACUGCGUGAUGCACGACCUUCGGAAGAUGUACUCCGAGAUCGACAUCAAGGUGGCUGACCCAGUUGUGACGUUUUGUGAGACCGUGGUAGAGACAUCCUCCCUCAAAUGCUUUGCUGAAACACCCAAUAAGAAGAACAAGAUCACCAUGAUUGCUGAGCCUCUUGAGAAGGGCCUCGCUGAGGACAUAGAGAACGAGGUGGUCCAGAUCACCUGGAACAGAAAGAAGCUGGGAGAGUUCUUCCAAACAAAGUACGACUGGGAUCUGCUGGCCGCCCGUUCUAUCUGGGCCUUUGGUCCUGAUGCUACAGGCCCCAACAUCCUAGUGGACGACACGUUGCCCUCAGAGGUAGACAAGGCCCUUCUGGGCUCAGUGAAGGACAGCAUUGUUCAAGGUUUCCAGUGGGGGACCAGGGAAGGACCCCUCUGCGAUGAAUUGAUUCGGAAUGUCAAGUUUAAGAUUCUGGAUGCUGUGGUUGCCCAGGAACCCCUGCACCGGGGCGGAGGUCAGAUCAUCCCCACAGCCAGGAGGGUAGUGUACUCUGCCUUCCUCAUGGCCACUCCCCGCCUGAUGGAGCCCUACUACUUUGUAGAGGUCCAGGCUCCUGCAGAUUGUGUGUCUGCUGUUUACACAGUCCUGGCCAGGCGCAGGGGUCAUGUGACUCAGGAUGCACCCAUUCCAGGCUCCCCUCUCUACACCAUCAAAGCGUUCAUCCCAGCCAUUGACUCAUUCGGCUUUGAGACUGAUCUCCGCACUCAUACCCAGGGACAGGCCUUCUCUCUGUCUGUCUUCCACCAUUGGCAGAUUGUCCCCGGUGAUCCGCUGGACAAGAGCAUUGUUAUCCGUCCCUUGGAGCCACAGCCAGCUCCUCACCUGGCUCGGGAGUUCAUGAUCAAAACCCGCCGUAGGAAGGGCCUGAGUGAAGAUGUGAGCAUCAGCAAGUUCUUCGAUGACCCUAUGCUGCUGGAGCUCGCCAAGCAGGAUGUCGUGCUCAAUUAUCCCAUGUGAGCACGCAGCUCUAGACUCAAGCUGGACCUGUGUGACUGGGCCUUCAUGCUCUGAGCAUCUGGGAACUGGUAUGGGGCCAUCUGAACAACCCGGAAACCUCCAUCCCAAUGAGGAAGGCCUCCUGGUUCCUUAUGUGGCCUCUGCCUGGCCCCAUUCCCAAGGAACAGAGAGGAGCUUGGGCCCAGAGAAGAACGAGAACAAGAUGAAAAUGUUUAACCCUAAGGGGCCUGUCUUCAAGAUUUUAUUUUUUGCAAGUUCAACCUUAGCCACAGUUUGUAAAUGAACAGAACAUUCUGA